Asparagus officinalis (garden asparagus) is the source of this 4632-nucleotide messenger RNA. RefSeq lists its product as uncharacterized. The transcript has 5 exons. NCBI's taxonomy places the organism in Eukaryota, Viridiplantae, Streptophyta, Magnoliopsida, Asparagales, Asparagaceae. The coding region runs from base 84 to 3314 and encodes 1076 amino acids. The record is from RefSeq and is a predicted model, not a curated record.
AUUUCCCUGCACAAAGAGAGACCUGAUGAUAUAUCAAAGUUUAAUUUUCUACUGGGAGAAAUAGAGUGAUUUCUGAUUACCUGAUGGCGAGGAGAUCGGAUUUGGCACAAAAGUUGCUGGAUGAUCUCCGGCUAAGGAAGGAGAAGAUGGGCAUAGCAACUUCGCGCCAGCAAUCAGCUCAGGCAACUUCUACUGGAAAUUCUCAUGAAAACUCAAGAUGGACUUUUCGAGGUUCAGGAGGAGCAACCAGGAGCUCUGGUAACAAGAAUAUCUCAAACACAGAAGUUACACAAAUGCGUCUUGGCACAAGACAUCAUAGAGCACCUUCAUUUGAAGGGGUUUCCCAAGAUAUUGUUCCAAUAGGAAAAACCAGAAUGACAGAACAGAUUGGAGAUGUAUCAAUGGCACUUGCUCUUGCCCUAAGCAACACCGGGAAGCUCCAAAACAUAGAGCUCUUUAGCAAUGCCAUGACAGGCAAGAAGCUUUCCUUGCAACAUGGAUCGUUUAGCUUCAGAGAAAUAGAUGGCAACAUGCUGACAGCUUGUGACCAAUUUCCUUUCCUUACCCCUUUACAAAUUGGAGAGAUAUCAAGAGGUAUUCGACAGUUAAAUAUAAUUCUAAAAACCUGCACCAAUGGAGUUGUUUUUAGCAGGGACUCAAUAGAAAUUGGAAGAGAACUGUUAAAAGGAGCUAUUGAUUUGGAGGAAUCUCUGAGAAUGCUCGUUAGCCUACAAGAUGCUUCAGAUUACAUGUCUGGUUCAGGGAGAAAGAAUAUUAAACUGUUAAAGGGAAAAGAAGACGAGUUAUCCUUGGAAGAAGUAAAUAAAAGGAAGUUGAUAAAACCCAAGUUUUCCUUUGACAGGUCCUCAAAACACUCGCAGCACCGUGAUAGACAGGGUAGCUAUUCUGAUCCUGUGGAGCAGAAUCAGAUGGCUUCAUCCUAUCCAGAAAUACCAACGCAUUCAAAUUUUAAUUCUAAUAAUAGUUCCUCAUCAAGCUCUUCUUUGCAGUUCAGUUAUCAUCGGCGAUCCCUAAGCAGUGGUCCAGGUUCUAAAUCUGAUGUACCAUCCUGGGGACAUGCAAACGAAAUUUCUCAUGGCAAGGAACUCAGAAGCUUCUCAAGAGAUGGAAAUUUCUCCAGCUCAGUAAAAAUCAAGCACGAUGGUUCAGAAGCGAGAUCAGCAACUGAAAAGGUGAGGAUACCAAACGUUGUGGCAAAACUUAUGGGCCUUGAAGAACUUCCACUAGCAACACCAGAAUUGAAGAAAUUUGAGGUACAAAACUUUCCUAACACUAAUGAUGUAAAAGAAGUCAGUAAGAUAAGGACAGAUGCAGGGAUCAAUAAAAAGGAAGCUAAUAAGAUUACGCAUUCAGCAACCAAAAUAAAGGGACGGAACAUGCUUAUAGAGGAAAAGGGAUUUGAGGGAAACAAGACAACAAACAGUCUUGAGUUAGUCCAAAGGAAAAUAAAGAAAAACGUGGAAGAACAGACUAACCCAGACCAAAAGCAUCUUGUAUCGUCUUCAACUAUUACAGAUAUGACCAGUAUAGAUCGAAGUAAAGAAUUCAAGGUGACAAAGAAGCAAACAGCAGAAGUAGGGAAAAUGGCAUCAACAUUGCAACAGAUACGCAAGGAAAAGGUUGAACAGGAUGCCAUCAGAAAUUCUACUCCGGAAGAUGGCAUACAAAAUACCACAUCUUUGCUGCACAUACACAAUGAUGAUACAUGUAGCGAGCAUGAAGAAGCACAAAGAAACAAGAACGUGGUUCCUCAGAAACAGAGAAAUGCACGAGUAAAUCCAGUAGAGCCACAGCAGCAAUCAGCAAUCCACAGACUGAAAACCAAACACAUAGCAGAGAGGGAUGGUAAGAAAAUAGAUGAUAAUAAAAGAAACAAGCUGCAACCCGUCAUGGCAAAGAAAAAGGAAUUCAAGGGGAAGAAUGCAGAAAUAUCUCCCAGUGGCAUGAAAUUGCAGAAGGCAUCAUCCAGUAUCUCAACUGUAACAGUUACUAGAAGUUUAUUCAAAUCUUCCAAUACAGAGCCAAAUCCAAAAUGCAAUCGUAAAGAGCAAACGAAGGUUCAGAGCAAAAAAUCUUCUUACCCUGAAGGGAACAGGAAAUCAGAAAACGAAAUCCCAGAAGAGAAAAGGUCCAUCAAGGUGGUUACCAAAACCGAAGAAGAAAAGGUUUUCCCUUUGAUUCUUGCACCGACAAUCAAAAAGCCUGUACCAAAUCCAUCUGUCCAGAAGGUAGAAGCCAUAAAAAUGAUGCGGGACAGAAAUAAGAAUAGAGGAACAUUAACAGAAGAAAAUAGAAGAGCAAAAAAUACGGAAGGAAAGGUACAGAACUUGAAGCAGACAACUUCGCUUUUACACGAACUGGAGCAUAGAUGGAAAGAGAGAACCAGUAAAGCAGAAGCAACGAUCUGCUCAAAUGCAAUGAAGUCAGAGCAGCAUUCACAGCAGACAGUUGCACCUCUCAACCUUUUGUCAAGUUCCAACACAACUGAAGUCUCAGGGCUUGAAGAUGGCGUCAUCACUCCAGAACAGAUUGUGGAAACUCAACAGGAAGAAGCUGCAAACACCAUGGGGAGCCAUGAAGGAACCAUCAUUGAAUCUGCUGCUGUGCAUUUAUCAGAGAUUUAUGCAAAAGAUAUAGACCUACAACCACCCAUGGAAGAAAACAAGCCAGAAGGUCCAGGUAACAACAGCCAAGUUAACAGCUGCAACUCCUCAGGGGUUGAGAAUAUUGCGACAUCUCAGGUUCAUGGUCAAGGGUUGCUUACAAAAUAUGGUUACAUCCUCAAGCAAGUACUGACGAACAGCCGGCAUUUCCUCAAUACAUCACAGGCAAUUUUCAAAAUUAAGAUUCCUAUUAGUAUCCUCCAGGACAGUGAAAAUAUAUGCCAAUAUGAAGGAGACAGCCAUCUCAUAGACACUGUAUAUGAACUAAUGAGAAGAAAAGGCAAAAGAGAAGAGAUCUUUUUUUCUAAGAAAACACCUUUCGCACCUGCCAAAACGGGAUGCUUGGAUGAUCUAAUAAAUGAGCUAGAGUAUGACCUCAGAAGCUUGGAGAUGCCCAGCAUGAACGAGGGAGCGAAUAAUGAUGUAGCAGAAUACCUGCAUAAGAUGGUAGAGAGAGAUAUCCAGCACAGGAACCCAGAUGUCAACUGUAUGUGGGAUAUCAGCUGGAAUAGCAUGGCAUUAGCAAAUAUAGAAAAGGAGGAGAUUAUGACAGAUGUGGAAAAACAUAUCUUGAAUGCACUCAUCAAUGACCUAGCUAGGGAUUUAAUGAGUGUAAGCAUCAGCAUUUAACAGUAUUGUAAAGAAUCCCAAAAUAUCACCCGUGUAUAUAAAAAGAAUGUGAUCCAACUAUAUUAAAGAAGGAGAAGAGGAAAAUAAAAUAGGUUCUUGGAGAACACAAAUGCCUUUGCUACCAAAGUAAAAUAUUUCCUACUCAGAAAAGUUUAAAAACCUUUUCUCACCCUGAUAACAAUUUGGUCAAGUCCAAACAAAUAUGAUUUUGUCAGAGUACCAACUGCAUUUAACAAGAGAACAAACUGACAAAAACUCAAAGGUUAGUUUUUCGUAGAAAACAAAUAGGAGAAGCAACGCAAACUGUUUCUUAUUUGUUAUAAGAAUGUGUAUUAAUCACAGCAUCAAAAUUCCCUCAACUUCAAAUACAGUUCAAUGGUUCAGCGGUAUUAGCAUCUCGAACUGGUAUAGGUUACAUUCUCCUAUCCUCAAGGAAAGGAGAAACUGCUAUUCCUUCUGUUUGAACUUUAAAAGCUUUAGUGAUCAGGUAAUUUUAAAAAUUCAACUGAACCCUGACUUUAGUUUUGUUGAAAAGAUAAUGUAAUUAGAGAAUAUUAGAGGGGGUUUUGUGUAAAUGUGGGUGUAAGGCUAUAUAAACCAAUCUAUUCUAUUAAAAAAAACCCUAAUUUUCAAUAUGGUAUCAGAGCCCUAACCUAGCCGCCUCCCUCUUCAACCCGACGAAAUCCAACCCGAACAAAUCCGAGGGCUUUGGUCUUCAUCCUCGGGCUUUGUCUUCACCAGAGGGCCUCCGAAGCCUCUAGAUCUCCAGGCGGCGAGGUCAUUGACUCCAAGAUCAUCAACGAUCAGGAGGCCUGCUCGGUGGAGUUCUCUUGUAGGGAAGCGUCGACGGAGGAGCAGGGCGUCAGUGACGUGACCGGCGGCGGGUAUGCUGCGACCACGACGACUGUAAGGCAGGAGGAGAUAGCCGGAUGCAGAGGAGGCCGAAGUCGAUGGAGGAGCAGGGCGUCAGUGAUGUGAUCGCGGCUACGGGGGAGGGUCUGAUAGCGGGAGCUGGAGGAAUCUCGUUUUGGAGUUUGGUUUUUUGAUCUGCAGGGAGUGUUGCCGAUCAGAUCCAAGAGAAGAAGGAAUUUUUUUUUUUUGGGAUUGUUGCCAAUCAGAUCCAAGAAAAGAAUAAAAAAUUGGGACAUGUAUUAGAUGAUAAAGUAGUUUCGUUCUGCUGUUUUUUUGUUGUUUUUAUUCUAGAUCUGUAAUAGCUUGUUAGGUUCCCUCGACAAGUCAGUCCUAGAACUGAUAAGAGGAAGAGCUGAUAUCUCACUUUGUUAAGAUAUCUUGCUUUUUGGUUCUUGUUUCCUUGGUG